AAAUUCUACAGAAAACCAAGCCCAUCAACAGAUCAUCAACAACAGCCAGAAAAAGAUCGCCUUUCCUUUAAUUAACCCAUUUUCCUUUUUCUUUCUUUCCCUCUUUCUUCUCUCUCUCCCUUCUCAAUUGUUGCCUAGUGGGGUUUCUUUUCCCAGAUUUCGAUCACUGAUCGACCUUAUACAGAGUAACACAGAAACUUCUCUUUCUACGCUUUGCUUUUUCUUUGUCCUUUUUUCUUAUCAGGACCUGCAAAUCCUUCACUAGACAGCAAGAACUCCAAUCUUCCCCAUACCUUCCUCUCUAUCUCUCUCCCUGUCUCUCUGUAUGUGAAACUUGAUGAAUAAUGACAUCUGGGUCCUGUAGAUCAUACCCAGAUCUCGUUCAAAAAGCUUUGAAUAUUUGCUAAACUGAAGGAAAGAGAAAGAGAUGAGAAGGGGAUUUAUCCGCGUACACGGGAAUUGCUGUCAAUUAGAUAGAGAAAGCAUGCAGGUUCUUGACUGCGGAGAGGAUAAGAAGGCUAUAUGGUUAAUUAGAGCCUUUAGGAUUGGUUUAAUUGCAAAUUGGUUCCUACACUUCAUUUGAUAGCAUGUUCCACAUUGGGUCAUUUAUCAUGUGUCUUCUGCUCUGAGAUUAUUGUGGCCGGUUUCGGGGUCUCCAGUUCAGUUGGGAAUAAAGAUUAUUGUUUGUCUUUUAAGACAUGAUCAAACAGAUUCUUAAUAGGCUCCCUAGGAAGCCAUCCAAGUCAGCAGAAAAUCGUGAUGGGGCAUGGUCAACCAACUCUUCAGAUUCUUCUGGUGUUUUACGAAGCGGUGAUUUAGCAAGUAGUCGGUCGGGAAAUAAUAAUACUACAUCUCUUCCGGGUCUUAAUUCGAAUUCGAAUUCCGGAAUAAGUCAUGGUAAGAAGAACCCCCCAUCUUUAAAUUCGAAGCUGAAUGGAAAUGCAACAGUGUCCUCUUAUGAAGCAUUGCCUAGUUUUAGAGAUAUUCCGAACUCUGAGAAGCAGAACUUGUUUGUCAAAAAGCUGAACUUGUGCUGUGUUGUGUUUGACUUCACUGAUCCAACAAAGAAUUUGAAAGAGAAGGACAUCAAGCGACAGACAUUGGUGGAGCUCGUCGAUUUCGUUACUUCCGCAAAUGGAAAAUUUGCUGAAAGUGUAAUGCAAGAAAUGAUAAAGAUGGUGUCCAUAAACUUGUUCAGGACACUCACUCCUCAACCUCGUGAGAACAAAGCUGUAGCAGGUUUUGAUUUGGAAGAGGAGGAACCGGUGAUGGACCCCGCAUGGCCUCACUUGCAAAUUGUGUAUGAGUUCUUUCUGAGAUUUGUGGCAUCACCUGAGAUGGAUGCAAAGUUGGCUAAGCGAUAUGUUGAUCACUCUUUCGUCUUAAGGUUGUUAGAUCUGUUUGAUUCGGAGGAUCCAAGAGAAAGGGAAUACUUGAAAACUGUUCUACACCGCAUCUACGGGAAGUUUAUGGUGCACCGCCCAUUUAUUAGGAAAGUCAUAAACAACAUUUUCUAUCGGUUUAUUUUCGAAACCGAGAAGCAUAAUGGUAUUGCAGAGCUCUUAGAAAUAUUGGGCAGUAUAAUUAACGGGUUUGCAUUGCCACUGAAAGAAGAGCAUAAACUCUUUCUUGUUCGGGCAUUGAUUCCGCUUCACAAACCAAAAUGCAUACCAAUGUACCAUCAGCAGUUAUCUUACUGCAUUACACAGUUUGUGGAGAAAGACUGCAAGCUUGCUGACACUGUUAUAAGGGGCUUAUUGAGGUAUUGGCCCAUCACAAAUAGUUCCAAGGAGGUCAUGUUCUUGGGUGAGCUGGAGGAGGUUUUAGAAGCAACGCAACCUCCCGAGUUCCAGCGCUGUAUGGUACCUUUGUUUCGCCAGAUUGCUCGUUGCUUGAGCAGUUCACACUUUCAGGUGGCAGAGAGGGCUCUGUUCUUAUGGAACAAUGAUCACAUUGAAAACUUAAUCAAGCAAAACUGCAAGGUUAUUUUGCCAAUUAUUUUCCCCUUCUUGGAAAAGAAUUCCACAAGCCACUGGAACCAGGCAGUACAGAGCUUGACACUAAACGUCCGCAAGAUUUUCUCUGAUACCGAUCCGGAACUCUUUGAGGAGUGCUUGCUCAAGUUUAAGGAAGAUGAAGCGCAAGAGGAAGAGAUUAAGGUGAAACGAGAAGCCACGUGGAAACGCUUAGAGGAGAUCGCCACGAUGAAAGCUACGAGUAAUGAAGCAGUGAUUGUGCCACGGAGGAUAACCCCUCACACGAAAUCUGGCUAGAGAGAUUAGUUUUAGUUUCUUGUUGGUAGUUCCAAGGGUCGUCUGAGUUUUGGGUCUGGUUGCGAACACGUCUGUGCAGGGUACGAAUGGGCCCCUUUUUCCCGAUGCACGCGCAAGGAUUGUAUAUAUUGGCCCGGACUAACAAAGGAAAUGGGGUUUUCAUGGUGAUGCUUCUGCACAAUAAUAUCAGGAGGAUAUUUGGCUAGUGGAGUUUGGGCUUUUUGUUGGUUGGUAGUGUUUAAAGGGGUGACACUAUUAGAGCUUCAUAUUGCAGGUAUCUGAUUACAUAUUUUGAAUUGGGUUUUCAAUUAAUGUACACUUUUAUUCUUCAGUUAUAUAUAUGUGUAUGUAUCACUGUACUUCGGUGCUUCAGUGAAUGGUGUUUUCUUUUGCAUGCA
Messenger RNA from Rhododendron vialii, 2671 nucleotides. RefSeq names its product serine/threonine protein phosphatase 2A 57 kDa regulatory subunit B' theta isoform-like. Gene Ontology annotation, biological process: signal transduction. The record is from RefSeq and is a predicted model, not a curated record. Gene Ontology annotation, molecular function: protein phosphatase regulator activity. Bases 699 to 2273 code for a protein of 524 amino acids. The transcript has 4 exons. Gene Ontology annotation, cellular component: protein phosphatase type 2A complex. Lineage: Eukaryota; Viridiplantae; Streptophyta; Magnoliopsida; Ericales; Ericaceae.